UACAAGCAGUGUAUAGAAAAAAUCUGCCGCGUUAGGUCAUAUUGCAAACGUGUGUCUGUCGAUUUUUGAGCAUACCAAGGCGAAAAUUAAACAAAUAUAAUAAUCAAAAUGUGCAAAGUGCUGUGUCAGUGAAAUUAAACAGAUAAAAACCAAACAGUGUGGGUGUAAAAUGCUUCAGCAAGUGUAAUUUAUCGGAAAUGCAAUUGUAAGGCAAGCACAUUUUUUGAACGAGUCGUCAAGGGAAUCGCAAAAAUAGUUUACGGCAGCCAUUAGUCGGUUAGCAGAGACAAAGAUUUUCCCGUUGCGUGUGUGCUGGUUUGAUACAUCGUGCGCUCCCCUGCCGUCCGUUGUGCGAUUCAACGUAUCCGAAAGUGCAUGUGGACAGCAGUGCGCGUACAAAUCUUGGAUGAUUAUAUUUCUCUUGUCUUGUUUAUCAUACCUUCCUCAUUACAUUGUAAAAAUUGCAUGCCAUUAGCUGUGCUAGUGUUUGUGUUUGCUGGCGACAACACGCGUAUCAUUUUCCCUUACCGAUUCGUGGGCAACUUAGCGCUCAUGUUAAAGUAAAAUCAAAAUUCGCUCAAAUCAAUAAUUAAAUUGAAUUCAUUUUGUUUAAGGUGAACAUUAAACGUUUAAACGACAUUAUAAUAAUAUUUACAUUACGCUAUAAACCAACUACGAAUGCAACCCUGCUUCGUGCAUUGAGAAACGUCAAUAAGCAGGCGUCGACUCUCCGAUUAUCUGCUGUUUCGCUUUUGUGUUGUUUUUUGUCAUUUUUGUUUGUAUCUCGUCGCACUCCUCAACACGCUUUUCAUAAAGUUAUCCAACAAGUCACCAACAGUCCAUCCAAUCAGUCAUCCAUCCAAUUUGAAAUACUUUUAUGACCGUUUCUUCGUGUGUGCCCGCAGCUCGUCAACCCACACACAGCUACAGCUGUUCGACGUUUUUGUGUGUUUUUUUUUUUUUGCGUUUGCUGUUUGGAAGCAUUAACUGUGCGAUAUAUUGGCACACGCGUUAACUCGUAUCUUAGCGCUUAUGCAAAAAUUGCAAAAAUAUUAAAAAUAAAAAAAUACCUAAUUAAAUUACAGAUUGCUUUGUGAAAAUGGUGCGAAGAAAUUGCUAAAUUAUAUUAAUAGCAGUGUCACACUAAAGUGUAACAAUUUGAAAAGUUGCAACCGCCUCCACACCCCAUACAAAAUUGUGCUGCCUUUGUAGCGUUAUUUCGGUAUUAUUAAAAUAUGUGAAUAAGUGAAAAUAAAGGAACCGGAAAGUAGUAAAAUAAAUAUUUGAAAGAUAAGAAAUUCACUCGCUGUCCGCACUAUCUCACUUUCUUUUUUUAAUGUCUUUUCGUUGUUAAUUUCUAUGCAUUCGGUUCGCUGGAAACGUGUUGGUUUGGUGGAGGCGGCGUACAUUCGUGUUGAUAUCAAAUAUAUUGUCUAGAUAUACAUACAUAAGUACAUAUGGACGUGCUAUCAAAGUGAAUUGAACUUUCAAAUGUCGCUGAUAUUAAAAAGAGUUUGAAAAAAACCCGAAAAAUAAUUUGGCAUGAGCAUAGGCAUACAUAUAAACAUAAGUUCCAUCGAAAACAAUAACAAUUAUGCAUACAUAUAUUAUAGGUGUUUGUAAAUAAAAAGGCAAACCAUUGUGGCCUAUAGAUCGAUAUAACCCCGCUCCGCUGUCCAAAAAAAAAAAAAACUACGUGCGUUUCCUUUGCGGUCCCGUCCUCUACGUUUUAAAACUUUUUACCUAUAAAAGCAGUAUAACAGCAGUUAAAAGAAAAAAAACAACAGUGCGUUCAAACCUAAUUGAUCUUCAAAAUCAAAUAAUUAAAAAUAUUAAGUGCAUAGUUCAAAAGUUUUAAGCAUAGCAAUUUAUGGUAUAUAAUGAAAAGUUAAAUUCUGUCUAUAUUGUAAGCAGAAAAUAAUCAUUAAGUUUCGCAAAAUAGCAGUGAAGUGUAAAAAAUAAAUAUUUGAAGUGAUUUAAAGUGAUAAUUUUAUAAUCAAUUUGUCAUUCCGUCGGUGGUUAUCAAUUAAGCCGUUAGUGCACGUGAUUCAAUGAUGCACUACUCAAUGGAGCGGAGUCUAUCAGCUGGUGGGGCUGAUUCCUCCAUGCACAACAACACCACCAACAAUACCACUUCAACAACAACACUCGCGAUGUCAGCUACGAAGAACACAAAAGACGGCGUGACAAUGCGCGAGAAGAAGGGCGGCGCAUUGCAGAAGCUCAAAAAGAGGCUAUCGCACAGUUUUGGCCGAUUAACGAUAUCACGCGAGGAUGGCGAAGAUUCACAACAUCAUCAUCAUCACCACCACCAUCAUCAUCACCAUCGUGGGGGGCAUGGACAUAAUCACGGUAAUAAAGUUCCAUACAAUGGUUAUAAUUCCGAAGAAUAUCUGGAUCGUCUGGAACCAAAUGGAAAUAUACCAGCCGACAAGUCUAACUGCAGAUAUGGAGCCCAAGAAACGGCAAUACAAGACAAAACACAAGAUAAAGACUGGCGUAGCACUGACAGCACCGACCACCACGAUCGCGUCCAACGGCAAUUGUCCGUAUCAUCCGAUAGCAAAUUGCUGGACGAUGACAUUCGAGAGGAGCAGCGCGUUAUUAUGCGCCCGAAAAAGCCGCCCAGACCAAAAUCGGAGGUUUUCCUCAACAAACAAGACCCGCACCCACGACGGAAACGGUUUAGUGCAUUUGGCGGCGACUCGCCAUUUGGAAAAUCGGAUGCCUACAUAAAACUGGAACCGCUCGGUGAGGGCUCAUAUGCCACAGUAUAUAAAGGCUUCAGCAAUUUAACUCAUCAACGUGUUGCAUUAAAAGAAAUUAGACUGCAAGAGGAGGAAGGUGCCCCAUUCACCGCGAUACGUGAAGCCUCGCUGCUGAAAGAACUGAAACACUCAAACAUUGUGACGUUGCAUGACAUUGUGCACACACGGGAAACGCUGACGUUCGUUUUUGAAUAUGUGAAUACUGACUUAUCACAGUACAUGGAAAAGCAUCCUGGCGGUCUGGAUCAUCGUAAUGUUCGCUUGUUUCUGUUUCAAUUGCUGCGUGGUCUCUCCUACUGCCAUAAGCGGCGCGUACUGCAUCGUGAUGUUAAGCCGCAAAAUUUAUUGAUAAGCGAUUGUGGUGAAUUGAAAUUGGCGGAUUUCGGUUUGGCGCGCGCUAAAAGUGUUCCCAGUCAUACGUAUUCGCAUGAAGUCGUUACGUUAUGGUACCGUCCACCAGAUGUUCUGCUUGGUAGCACUGAAUACUCGACAUCGCUGGACAUGUGGGGUGUCGGCUGUAUAUUCGUGGAAAUGGUCACUGGCAUGCCAACAUUCCCCGGCAUACGUGAUACAUAUGAUCAACUGGAUAAAAUAUUUAAAUUGCUCGGCACACCCACCGAGGAGACGUGGCCGGGUGUGACACAUUUUCCUGGUUAUAAACCGCAUAAGUUAGGUUUUUAUCGACCCCGUAAACUAGGUCACAACUUUCCUAGACUAUAUGAUAUCGUUGAUGGUGAGACGAUAGCGAAUGCCUUCCUGCAAUUAAAUCCAGAACAAAGAAUAGGAGCUGAAGAAGCGCUGCAACAUCCCUACUUUGCGCCGUUGCCGAGAAAACUUUACGAGUUGCCCGAUGAGACAUCAAUAUUUACCGUUGAGGGAGUGCACUUGUUUCCUGAACCGAACCGACAAAACAAAUGAAAAUUAAAGCAGGUCCUUUCGGUGGAUGGUGUACGUUUCUAUUGUUAGCAGCAACAGCCAUAAAUAUUGUAAUUCUACUUUUUUACUGCAAACUUAAUUUUUUGUGCAACACUAUUUUCAACAAUAACACACAUUUCUUUAUUCUUUAUUAUUAAUUUUAGUUCUAAUGCAAAAACAAAAAAGAAGCAACAACUACACUUGAUUAAUUAAGACAAACAAAAAAUAGUUAAAUAGCUGAGUAAAGUGUGUGAGAACACACGAAACAAAAACGUACUAAGUAAAAGAACUAAAGUGACUAUGUAAAACAUGAAACCAACAACAACAACAAGUUAAAUAUAACACACACACACUCAAACACAACUACGUAGCAAUGUAUAUACUUACUUACUUACAUAAAAUAUGAAAAUAAAAUUUAGACAAAAAAAAACACGGAAACAAAAACUUGAAAAUAUCACUUAGCAACUUAAACGAUUCAAUUAUAGUAAUAAAAGUGAAAAAUAAUAAACAAAUAACUGAAAACUUAGAAGCAUAGCACUAAAUAUAUUUUUAACAUUUUAAUAGAAUUUGACAGUAAAUAUCAAAAACACGGCAAAAAUAGUUGAAAUUCUUAGGUCCAAAGAUACAAAAAAACUUUAUUGAAAAAAUAGGUGAAGCAAAAAGCCACAACAAAAACAAGUACUAACGAACAAAUGUGAAAUUUAAGCGAAAAAAAAUGUUUUAAAAGUAUUAAGCAGAAACCGUAAAGCAGUGUCAAAUUUUGGAAUACAAACAAAAAUAAAAUAAAAUAGAAAUUGUAGUAAAACUUGUCAGAAUUACAAAAACCACAAAAAAUCAAUAGUUCUAAGCUAAACAGUAGGCAAACAGACACACUAAACUUAAAUUCAACUCAAAACCACAAAACUUAAUUAACAUGAUUUACAUUUACUUAUAUAUAAAAAGAGCGAAAAACUAUAAAAUUACAUAUUAUUAUUUUCUUAGACUACGAAAUAUACACAUGUACAUUUUUCUUGAAUCGAACACGUGCCUCAAGGUCCUCAGGUCCUCGGUAAGCACCUUCCCCUGCACGCAACGUUUGCUUGUUUUGGCUGCAGCAAAGCCACACUGCAACCAUAUGCAGCACAUAUUUACACACAAUAUUAUUGACGCAGAAGGGGAGCGAUUUUAGGCAAAGGUCUUGGUGUUGCCACCAAGUACCGCUAAGAGUCGAUAAACCAAAAUUCAACACCAACUUUUAACAUUCGUUAAAGCGUAAAUCGAAACAAAAUUUAUACUUAUUGUUGUAGUAGUUAUUAGCUGGCAAUUCGUAGUUGAAACAUUAAAUAGCAAAAAAUAAAUUCGAAAUCUCUUUAAAAUCAUCAUAUGACAAUUGAAUUUGAUAUUUUGUGGGCUUACAUGCAAGCGACUAGUAGCAGGUGCGUACGCUUGGCAACUAGUUGCGGAGGGAAAUUUUGCUAUUAAAUAAAAAAUGAGCAUUUUGACAGUAAUGUUAACUGAAAAUUGAAAAAAAAAUAUUGAAAAACCUCAGCGUUUUAAGUAAUACUUAUUGCAGAAAAUUUUUCAAUUUUGAAAUUUCCAAAUCUAAAAAAUUGCAAAUUCUAGCGCAGCCUUAGCAAAUUAAAAAAAUUAAAUUAAAUUAAAAUUAAUUUUUUUGACCUCAAAAGUGCAUGUAAGCCCCCUAGUAGAGUCAUCGAUUUGUAAAUAUGCAUAUCUAGCUUAAACAACCAGCUAUCGAGUAGUUGAAUUUAAAAAAAAAAACUAUCUGGAAAACACGAACACAAACAACAUUACGAAAUUCUUCUUUAAUUUCCUCGAUAUAGAGCAAUUGCUUCGAACGCAUUUUUAGCAGCUUAAGGCGAAAUACUCACAAUCUUUCUAAUUGUAAAUUGCUUUAAUUGAUAUCAUACAGCAUUUCGCAAACCAACUUGCCCAACUAGCACUUUCUAAAAUUAGGCGUUUAAAAAAUCAUGCAAAAACUGCAGUUUUCAAGGGUUUUGAUUUUAAUUUUGGUUUUCAGGUUUUGUCUUCCUACUUAAAAAGUUUUGUUUUAUUUAAUAUAAAAUAUUCUAAAAAUAAAUUAAUUGAUAUUUGAAUAUAAAUAACUACAUUACAGUUAUGUAUGUAUGUAUAUGAAUAAUUAUGUUUGCUAAUUAACUAUAAUUUAGUUUUUAAUUUCAAAAUACUGUAAAUAAAUAUAUAUAAUAUGA
Molecule: messenger RNA, 5890 nt
Organism: Bactrocera dorsalis (oriental fruit fly)
Lineage: Eukaryota; Metazoa; Arthropoda; Insecta; Diptera; Tephritidae
Gene: Eip63E
Product: cyclin-dependent kinase 14
Exons: 11
Coding region: 2052-3686 (544 amino acids)
Biological process (GO): protein phosphorylation
Cellular component (GO): nucleus; cytosol; cytoplasm
Molecular function (GO): cyclin binding; cyclin-dependent protein serine/threonine kinase activity; ATP binding
Source: RefSeq, a predicted model, not a curated record